Messenger RNA from Hirsutella rhossiliensis, 936 nucleotides. RefSeq names its product centromere DNA-binding protein complex CBF3 subunit. The record is from RefSeq and is a predicted model, not a curated record. The coding region runs from base 1 to 936 and encodes 311 amino acids. Gene Ontology annotation, molecular function: DNA binding. The transcript is spliced from 6 exons. NCBI's taxonomy places the organism in Eukaryota, Fungi, Ascomycota, Sordariomycetes, Hypocreales, Ophiocordycipitaceae.
AUGUCGAACGCGAUAGAGGAUCCCCGGGUCAGGGCGGCCAUUGAGCACUACCUGUUAGAUCUGGAGAACACCCAGCCGAAGAAUACGAAGCGAAAUUAUCGUCCCAAGCAGGAAGAAUGGAAGGAGUGGUGUCAAGCCAACUGGCCUGCGAUCCCGGACGUUUGGCCGGCCUCGGUACCACAGGGCCAACAGCUACCGGGAGACCUGGUCGAUGAAGGAAAGCUCUUGCUCUUCAUGAAGGAGGUAGUGGCAUCACGUCCUCCAAAGAAAGGAAAGAGGGUCGCCGAUGAAAGAAAACGACACCUCGAGGCUCAGGAAGCCAAGAGGGCCGUGAAAAGACGCAGAGCACCAUCAGAUACCAUCGUUGUAGGCGGCGGAGGUAGCGAAUACGAGUCAGACUCCGACUUGGAGUUGUAUGAGUCCACGCUCAAACUACAGUAUAAUACUGUACGGGGCUACGUCUCGGCCAUACAGAAGCUUUACGACGAGCAGAAGAGCCGGGAGUCAAUCCUGCGGCCCGGCCACAGGAGUGGCACUGAAGGCGCUCAAACGCAGCAUUCUUGCAACGACUUGGAGCCGGAAGAGGAAGGAAUACAUGGACAGGGGAGUUGGAACUCUGAGAGAUGUGUAGAAAAGGCGGAAAGGUUUCCCGUCUUCCAAAGAAGCGAAGACUGGUAUGAAACGAAGGUGCUCCGCCGAUCGGCGAAGGAGCCUCAAGCUCCGUUGUCGGGCCAGACUGCCCGAGAAUGGACGUCCAGGUUCUACAAGAAGGCCGGGAUCAAGGUCUCCAAGGUCAGCCACGCGCCUAGAGUGGCCGCGACGCAAAACGCCGACAUGGCCGGAGUGGAUGAAGGCCAGAUCCGCCGAGCCGGUCGUUGGAAUAACGGAGACCAAAUGACCGGCUGCUAUCUGACUUCCUGCCUUUCGAAUUCAUGA